Messenger RNA from Porites lobata, 1877 nucleotides. The record is from the annotation of a GenBank genome assembly. NCBI's taxonomy places the organism in Eukaryota, Metazoa, Cnidaria, Anthozoa, Scleractinia, Poritidae.
AUGGGCGGAAAACUGCUGUACGUCUACCUUUUGCUAGCUUUGGUCACAAUUACCACAUGUAAACCUCGAAUGAAUACUCUGCAGAACUUUUUCAGGAGAGGUGAGUUGGUAAAUAAAAAACUAGUUAAAACUUUUGUUCAUCAUCUAAGAAUUAAGUCAUAAACACUAAAAUCAGAACUAUAUUGAAUAUGAUUGAUUGAUUUUGAAUAUGCCAUACUUUCCUUUCUUAAAAAAUAACUCACGAUCCCUGAGUCAUUUCCUCAGGAGUGUGUAAACCGUAGAAUCUUCAUGCAGAGAUAUAUGACAAAAAACUAUUUCAAACUUAGAAAAGGAUAAAAAGUUAGGUACUUUUCCUUUUUGUUAUAAACUUAUUCUCCCCUUAGUUUAUCCUUUUUAGGUUUAAUAUUUCUUUGCCGUUUCAGUGUGAUAUUUCCAAAACACUCCCUCAUUCAUUCAUUUAAAGAUCACCUCAAAACAAUUCGAGCCGUAUACUAGGAAGCGUUUUGCCUGCUGCUUUUGUUGUUUCGUACAACUGGGGUUAAACGUACGGAAAAACGGGCAACAAGAAAGGUGAAACUUGUUUUGCAACAUUGCUGUAAAACGAGUUGAAUAGCGAUGUUGCGCGUUUUACCACCCACUUUCAAUACUGUUAACAAAAACCUGAUUUGUUGCAAGACAGGUUUAAUGUGGGUGGAAAACGCGCAACAUCGCUGUUCAACUAGUUUUGCAGCAAUGUUGCAAAACAAGUUGCACGUUUUUCCGUACCUUCAGGAACACUAGCCGGUUAACAAUAUCAUCACGACUCAAUUGACCAACCAUGUCAAUAACCAGAGUUUUAUACAGUCAACUGACGUGAUACAACUCAAUUUGACUCUGAGGAUGACUACCGUGCAGGUGGUCACGCCAGUCACUGUCAGUCUACUGUCAACAACAGUCCUAGUCAGGACUACACUCAUUCGGACAAUCAUGCUCAACCUACUUAUGAAAUGACUCCAAGGUUGAAACCUUUCACAAAAAAUAGUCUUAUAGUUACUGUAGUUUUUAUUGCAUCUAAUUUUGGCAAAAAUAAAAUGAAGAGUGACUAAACAAAUGGUCUGAAUGGCUGAAGAACAACAGCCUAAUUUCUGACCUUCUCGAAAAGAAGGUGGGAGGUGAAUUAUUAUGGUGGUGGGUAUUUACCGAGACUAAAAGGUGUUGCUUAGUAUUUACCAAAUCAGCUGGAUAAAGUUACAAAAGUCUUGAAUCAGACAGUGUUUGUAAAUAUUUCCAGGAUUUUGUCAAUUGAAUUUUUCAUGUUUUUUUGAGAAGUUAGUAGGAAGACAAUUUUCUAGCCGCCAGAUAACACCGUCAAGCCAAAUUUCCUCGCUUUCCAGGUAAUUGUUAGUAUCGGUUGCUUUUUUCGUCGCUUAAAUUUAUAAUUUAUUUCGUCCAAUAUAAAACUGGCGCGAAAAGAGACUGACGCCGGUUUGGGUCGCCCCAUAUAUGGAAAUCCAAGACUUUCUUAGCUUGGAUUCCAGAUUCCAAUCCACCAAGCAGAAAAUUAAAUUACUGGAAUUCGGAAUCCGGAUUAUCGUACAUGGAGCAAAAUGGGAGCUAACAUAAACGCCUGAAAAUUGCUAUCUGCUGAUUUGGUAAAUAUCAGCUAUUAUGACCUAAAGAGAAUAACUAUUCUGUCUUAUUCUCUCUUGCUAUUGACCUAUUGUGCAGAAAUUACGAAAGGAGAAGACAAGCGAGCCAUCCCACGCUGCACAGACUUCUGCUCGACUUAUUCCAACUGCCAGGGAUUUGAUGCUUACGGAGAAUAUUUCUUUGUUUACGGACGUUGUCCUUCAGGACUGGUGUGCUGUUAUUAUUAUAAAUAUAGUAUCGACGAGUGA